Molecule: messenger RNA, 795 nt
Organism: Staurois parvus
Lineage: Eukaryota; Metazoa; Chordata; Amphibia; Anura; Ranidae
Source: the annotation of a GenBank genome assembly
AUGUACCCAGAUAUCCACCACCGAGACGAACUGGCCAAAUUAAUUUAUAUUCCUGAGUCCAGGAUCCAGGUUUGGUUCCAAAACAGAAGGGGAAAGUCCAGACGUGAAAAGGGCAAAUCCACUUAUUUCACAAAUUCAAGUAUGAGCUAUUCCAACAUCCAGCAACCAGAAAAUAUCUAUCCUACAGUAUCAACAGCAAAGCAUCCAAUGACUGCCGGUGAACAACCCCAGGUCAUGGUUCCCCAACAACAGCCCAUGUUGAAUGUACCACAAGAUUUGUACAACCAAUCUUCAGAGUCUACCCCCUAUUCUCAUUAUUCCUGUCCUGUUCCACAGGAGAGGUUUAUGAUGCACCAGGCCUCACCCAACAUGUGCCAGCAACAAAAUUCACAAUCUAACAACCAACAGCACUUGUACAAAAGCAUGGCUCAUGUCAUGAGCCCCAAGGCAAUGGACUUGAGCAGACGAUCUUAUAGGCUGCCUACAGAAUCUAAUUGCAUGAUCGACUUCAGUAGCUACCCACCCAACAAGACCAUCACACCAGAAAUGAGUGUCAACAUCCCACCAAUCCCACCACCAAUCCCACCAUCUACAGCUACAAGGAACCGCAGUGAAGUCAAUCCUUAUACAAGGCAAACAACCUACUCAAUGUCAACCAUGCAUGAUAAAUACUGCAUUGAAGGUACUGAGUCCGAUUCUGGUGUUAGUGACAGAUCUCCAGAUUCUGGCUGUGAUCCUAAAGAAAUCCUCCCUUCUGUUCUCUCUAGACUGGAACUGCUGAACACAAAAAAUUAA